UGAGUUUUCUAUCAGGCUAAAUGUAUUUAUAACUUACUAGGGGUUGAAUUGGUCGGUAAACAGCCUGGUAAAUCAGCAGUGAACACAGCUGGAUCACUAAAUGCCAGUGAGAGAAACAUUCCAUCUCUCCAUGAACAGACGACAUCACACUGGUAGGAGGAGGCGUGAGGACCGAUGCGAGGCCGAAGCCCAGCCCAAAAACUCGGUUCAGCUCGGUACCUGCACCACAAUGUGUCCGAUCUCUGAGCUGAAGCACAGAGAAGCACAGAGACGGCUCCACCGUUUCGAGAUGGUCAGUGGUACGGAGCGGGAUCGGGUACCCCGUGCUGAUCCCUCCCGUGCCGUUAAAGAGUACUCCCGGCCUGCGGCAGGCAAGGACAGCACCAGAGCCUGUGAUCUGCGGUCUCCUGGUGUGCUGUUAAAAACGGUGUGUUACCUGGUGGAUGAGAUAGUGGCCUCCACCACCCUUCAGCCCUGGACUGAGGUCUACAGCUUCGUGUUUGACCGUUUGCGCAGCGUGAGGCAGGAUAUGAUCAUCCAGCGUGUAUCUGGCCAGGAGUGUGUAGCCAUCCUCGAGAGAACCGUGCGCUUCCUGAUCUAUGCCUCGUACCGGCUAUGCAGCGAGCCGCUGCGUCUGUUCGACCCCCGCAUCAACGACACACACCUGCAGGAGUGUCUUAGCUGGCUGCUGGAGUGCUACAGGGAGGGACAGCAUCAGAAUCAGGCAGAAUUCCAGGCCCUCAGCCUGCUCUACAACCUGGGUUCAUCACACACUUUGCAGCGUGCCCUUGAGCUACCAGAGCGGGUGCGUCUCUCUCCCCCGGUUCAGUUGGCCCUGGCAGUAAAUAGAGCCUAUUCAGAACGUAACCCUGUGCGUCUGCUCCGCCUAACCCAGAAGCUAAACUUCCUGCAGGGUUGUGGCCUUCAUCGACACCUUCUUUCCUGCAGAAGGGACCUUCUAUUGCUCUACAGCCAUGGACACAGCAGUCGAAACUGCCGCUACCCUGUCCGAAAGUUAGCGGAAAUUCUCUCACUGGAGUGUUCUCUAGCUGCUCAGCUUUGUAAGGCUCAUGGGAUCCAGGUCAAUGAGGAGUGGGCGGUCUUCUCAAAAACUUCCUUUACCGAGGGUCCGUCUGAAGAGGUGGAUUGUGUAAAUAUGCACAAAUUAGUGGAUGAGAAGCAGCAAGACGUUUCACUUGGCAACAUCAUACAUGGCAUUGCUUAAAUUGACUUUUUAAAUUACGUUUUUUACCUUCUUUAUUUAUUUUAGGACGUUUUACUACAGCUCACUGUUAAAUCAGGUUUGUUGUACCUGCAGUUUGUUCAGUCUUACAUAAACUUCAU
Molecule: messenger RNA, 1344 nt
Organism: Trichomycterus rosablanca
Lineage: Eukaryota; Metazoa; Chordata; Actinopteri; Siluriformes; Trichomycteridae
Gene: sac3d1
Product: SAC3 domain containing 1
Exons: 4
Coding region: 101-1225 (374 amino acids)
Biological process (GO): spindle assembly; centrosome duplication
Cellular component (GO): spindle; centrosome; nucleus
Source: RefSeq, a predicted model, not a curated record